Messenger RNA from Chanos chanos (milkfish), 2936 nucleotides. It is a transcript of the gene fbxl5, whose product is annotated as F-box and leucine-rich repeat protein 5. The record is from RefSeq and is a predicted model, not a curated record. Gene Ontology annotation, molecular function: protein binding. The transcript has 11 exons. Lineage: Eukaryota; Metazoa; Chordata; Actinopteri; Gonorynchiformes; Chanidae. Gene Ontology annotation, biological process: SCF-dependent proteasomal ubiquitin-dependent protein catabolic process; intracellular iron ion homeostasis. Gene Ontology annotation, cellular component: SCF ubiquitin ligase complex. Bases 40 to 2091 code for a protein of 683 amino acids.
UAUGCAACAGCGGGCUUGUCCUGUGUCUAUGGAGUAACGAUGGCACCAUUCCCUGACGAGGUGGACGUUUUUACUGGUCCACACUGGCGAAUGAAACAGCUAGUGGGCCUAUACUGUGAAAAGCUGUCCAAGACCAACUUUUCCAACAACAAUGACUUCCGCGCAUUUCUACAGUCUCUGUGCGCAACCUUCAAGGAGUUCAAGAUGCACGAACAGAUCGAAAAUGAGUACAUUAUAGGCCUGCUACAACAACGCAGCCGCACUGUGUACAACGUACACUCUGAUAACAAACUGUCCGAGAUGUUGUCACUCUUCGAGAAGGGGCUGCGAAGCGUUAAGAAUGAGUAUGAACAGCUGAACUAUGCCCAGCAGCUGAAGGAGAGACUGGAGGCUUUUACCCAGGACUUCCUCCCUCACAUGAAGGAAGAGGAGGAGGUUUUCCAGCCCAUGCUGAUGGAGUAUUUCACCUAUGAAGAACUGAAGGACAUAAAGAAGCAGGUGAUAGCUCAGCACUGCAGCCAGCAGAGGUGGGACUAUGCCACCGAGGUCCUGAAAGGCCUGGAUCUGUGGAGCCAAGCCGAGGAGCUGCACAAAGUCUUCAAAUAUUCUGACCAUGAGAAGACUGAUUACGAGCUGGAGAAGGGCUCUGGCUCCAAGCACAUCUCCCAGCUUCCCACGGAGGUUCUGCUGAGGAUGUUCCGCUACCUUGGCCCAGAGGACCUGUGUCGCUGCGGGCAGGUGUGCAGCACAUGGGCAGAGUUGGCUAAGACGGGGUCACUGUGGAGACACCUGUACCCAGUGCGCUGGGCUAGAGGUGAUUAUUACUGCAGUGCCCCGACUGAGCUGGACCAGGAGCCUGAUGAUGAGUGGGUGAGGAACCUGCAGGAGGAGGCGCGGGCCUAUCAGGAGUGGGACGAGGAUGCUGAUGUUGAUGAGUCUGAGGAAGCUUCAGGGGACAUUCCAGCCAUCAGUACUGUUCAGAGGGAGAAGAAACUGCUGAAUGGAAUGAUCCAGAACCUUCUGCCUGCAGUUGGGCCAUCUGUCAGGUCCAUAGUCCUGGCCUACAGCUCAGCUGUCUCUAGCAAGAUGGUUCGUCAGAUCCUCAGUCUCUGUCCAAACCUGACUCAUUUGGACCUCACACAGACUGACAUUACUGAUUCUGCCUUUGACAGCUGGGCGGAGCUGGCCGCGUGUCGCUCUCUAGAACAUCUGGACCUCUCAGGCUGUGAGAAGAUUACUGACCUGACGCUGAAGAGACUGUCUCUUGGCUUAGGUGACCUGAGCCUGCCCGCCUGCUCCAAAAACAGCGCCGGCCUCCUGAACAGGUCAUCCUCUCGAAUCAAGCUGCAGGACGAGACGGACCUACGCCCCAUCGCCCGCCCUCGACAGGCCCUGAUCUUCAAGAGGAGGCCGGGAGCGCUGGGCACCGGCUGCGACCCCGCCCACGUCUGGGUCCUGGAUCAGAGAGAGUUAGUGGACAUUGAGGAUGCAGUGGAGUGGAGCUGGCGAGGGGGCGUGAUUGCCCUUGAGCAGCACUGCGGCAGUUUGGAAACACAGGCCAAGAGUGGCUCGUGCUGUUGCAGGCAGAGCCGGAAACGGGGGUUCAGGACUGGCGCGAAGGCCCCCUACUGGCAGCAGCACGCCACUACACUUGGAGACGUGCAGUGUGGCCACUCCACUUGCUGCAACACUGACAGGAAGCUUUGGACUGCGUGCCACCCGCUGGAGACAGAGGGUAGCGCUGAAACACAGACUAAAAGCCCAUCUGAGGCUCACAGAGCCCGUGGGCACCAAAACAGGACUUGUCGUGUGCUGAGGUUUCUCAGCCUGUCUGGAUGUUAUCUGGUCACAGACGUGGGCUUGAGGGCUCUGUCACAGCGGGGCGGGCUUCCUCGUCUGGAGCACCUGAAUCUCUCUGGGUGUCUCUUCAUCACUGAGGUUGGCUUACAGGAGCUGGUCUUAGCUUGCCCAGCUCUCAAUGAUGAACACUUCUACUACUGCGACAACAUCAACGGUCCCCAUGCAGACACAGCCAGCGGCUGCCAGAACCUUCAGUGUGGCUUUCGAGCCUGCUGUCGCUCCGGAGAGUGACUGCCUAACCUUCUCACCCCCCCCCCUUUCUUCACAUUCUGCCCCAAUCCAUCACCUCCUCUCUGCACCCUCUUACCACAUAGAUCACCUCCUCUUUUGCACUUUAACCUCAGAAUGCCAUUUUUCUCUCACUUCUUUUUGUUUCUUUAAAAAAAAAAAAAAAGAAAGAAAGAAAUUCAGUAAGUGAACUCCUGAUGAACAUCAUCUCCAGAUGUGUAUUCUGAAAUAUAACCAUUUAAAAAAAAAAACAGAUUAAAAUUUGGUUUACUGGGUGUUGGAUGAAAUAUUCACAAAUAUCAGCUAAUCCUAUUUGGAAAGGCAAUACUUAUCGAAAGUACGUUUUUGUGCCGUAAGGAAAUAUUUCAAAUGUAGUCAUCAAGUAAUUGUUUUUCCGUUGCAAUAUUAACCGGCUUUCAUGGAAGUGAAGCAGGAAGUAGUGACCUACAAGCUGUAUCUCUUCAAAAGUCAUGCGUAGAGCACUACUUGGCAAUUAUCGUACUGUAAGUUUGGUUAAUAGCUGUUAAUUCAUAAACUCAAGAUUUCCGCAUUUAUUCACAUGCUUGGGCAUCUCUCCCGUUCAGUGUUCUCACUUUUGACAGACAUAGGAACUGGAUACUCAUAUGUUUUCAGUUGUAGAGCAGCUUUAUUUCGGGUUUUUACAGGCUUCUUUGUGAGAUUUAACUGACAUUCAAUAAGAAAUACCUUCACUUCAUAGGAGACGAGAGCUUGACCCCGGCCGUUCACUUUAUUUCAAAGCUGUCAAUCAAAGAGUCAGUCAUAGGACUGCGCAUUUCAUGCUUGUUCUGAAAAAUCUGCAUGCUCAGAAGCAGAACAUUAAAAGUAUC